This is a messenger RNA of Necator americanus (New World hookworm), 2052 nucleotides long. RefSeq lists its product as uncharacterized. The transcript is spliced from 18 exons. Lineage: Eukaryota; Metazoa; Nematoda; Chromadorea; Rhabditida; Ancylostomatidae. The record is from RefSeq and is a predicted model, not a curated record. The coding region runs from base 1 to 2052 and encodes 683 amino acids.
AUGUACGUGAAUGUGUAUAUAUUUCAAGUGUUCCCAAUAAAGAAUGAAUUGAGUGCUUCUCGCUGUACUUUCCUUACAUACUCCUUCGCUAAAUUGUUGUACUGCUUAGUUGAGACAAUGCAAGUAAUUUCCGCUUUGGCUCUACGGAUAUGUUUCGAGCGUUAUCCAAACCAACGUCUAGUGAAUGUGAGGCCGUAUCAUAGCGAGUGGAGAAUGCGAAGCGAAGAUGACUGUCUUCAGUUCUGCAGAGACACAGCGACCCGCUGUCGCUCUGUGGUAUACGACACUGUGCAGCACAUCUGCCAUUUCUUUCUGGAUGAAGGUCACGAUGUCACUGCUCCUGCUGCCAGGAUGACCUACUUGCGUGUAGUCAGUGAAGACUGUUUAGUUGGCGCACCGUCGUCAUCUGAAGCGAACGUCAUAGAAUCCAAUGAAUCCCAAGAAUCAUUGCAAGGUCCUGUGCAAUCUCCUUCACAGUUUGUCGUUUCAACAACACCCUUUUACCGUCCUGAAACGACUGCCGAGCCAAGAACUGAAUUAACCACUGAGGAAGUAACUACCGAAGAAGUAACUCCAGAGGCUACCGAGGAAUCCCCUUCCUCCACAACCACAACCAUUCCAUCAGUCAACGACGACGAAGACAAUUUCAAAGUUUCGGGAAAACAAUCCGAUAACGAACAGAAGUUGGGCGGAUACGAAGUUAUGAGAGACAUUGAUGCAGUUGAAAGUUCAGACAAGAGAUGGCAGUCAUCUAUGGAGCAACUUACGAAGAAUAAGGAUCACAUGGCUUUUAGAGGAGAAAAAAUGUCUCCUACGGAGGAUGUGAUGGAGUCAGAAAGGCCACGUUCUACGCUUUCCUUAAUUUCAAGAGGACAAAAAGUGCACUUGAAUAAAGAACUCAAUCAGAAACUAGAUCAAUUAAAGAGAAAGUUCCCGAACAGAUAUGCACAAUAUCUUGCCGAGAAAAAUCCGAGCUCAUUCCCAAUCUCUGCAGAAGAGGUGACUACCACAGGGCCAGAACCACAUUUCGUUCCCUUAGUAAUGAAGAAUCGGAAAUCCAUCUACUUCCAGAAGUUCUCCGCAAAACGCAUAAAUUUCUCUGAUGAUAACAUUUUUGCGCGGAAAGAGCGUACAGAAGGAGGAGACGUCAGAAGACGGGAACGGAAAAAACUAAAGCAAGUGGUGCUUCAUGGUUCUCAUUCGUUCCUGAAUAAAGCUCUCGAUUUCUUGGAACAAAUCAAUGGCAAGAAGGAAUUUAUUGGUGAUGAUUCGGACAGUCAAGUCGACAACUCAGCUGCAGUCUCCGCAUUGACAAAAGGCUGUUUCAGUGGUUACAUUCCUUUAUGGGUAUCGUUUGAGAACUCUGCUGGCAGUGAAAUGAUUGACAGUAGUUACGUUGAGGAUUUCGAAGCGUGUAAAGAUUUGUGCGCAGAUGAGAUCAAUAAGGUUAUCCAUGUACAAAACGAAUUUUCCCCGCAGACAUGCACUUCGCUGACAUUCUUCGAUGACAAACAGUGCAUGGUGAACGUUGAAGACGGUGGUGUGCACCUGAGAAGACCAGCUCACGGGCGACGCUCAGCUCGUACUGAUCUCAAAUUCUGUUACCCAGACAAAAUCCAUUCUUACCACGAUUGUUCCACAUUUGUCGGAUUUAGGGAAUUCGCCCUUACGGUGGAGCCACGUGAACAAUUCGACGGUCUACCUCCUGGUUAUGAUGGUCUCAAGCUGUGCAUUGAGCUCUGCGUUCUCAGCACUCAAUACAGGUGUAGGUCAGCCACCUAUCUUACCCUGGAGGGGAGAUGUUCACUGAGCGAGAUGGAUGCCAACACAGCACCAUCGAAGUUCGAACGCUCAGACGUUGUCGGUCAACUUUACUUUGAGAACGGAUGCACCGCUUAUUCAAAUCAGGCACAAAUUGAUAAAAACACUAUCAGUAUUGAACGAAUGAAGCUGAAACGCAAACCUACUCCUAUCAGACCUCUUAAGAUCAAGCCAAUCAAAUUGAGGAAGAAUGAGGAGAAAGGGCCUCAUUCUUCAUUCACGAAAAAGUGA